CGGGCCCCCGAGCCGCCGCGGCUUCUCGCCUUUCCCGGCCACCCGCCCCCUGCCCCGGGUCCGCGUAUGAAUCUCCUGGACCCCUUCAUGAAGAUGACCGACGAGCAGGAGAAGGGCCUGUCUGGCGCCCCCAGCCCCACAAUGUCCGAGGACUCCGCGGGCUCGCCCUGCCCAUCCGGCUCAGGCUCCGACACGGAGAACACGCGGCCCCAGGAGAACACGUUCCCCAAGGGGGAGCCGGACCUGAAGAAGGAGAGCGAGGAGGACAAGUUCCCGGUGUGCAUCCGUGAGGCGGUCAGCCAGGUGCUCAAGGGCUACGACUGGACGCUCGUGCCCAUGCCAGUGCGCGUCAACGGCUCCAGCAAAAACAAGCCGCACGUCAAGCGGCCCAUGAACGCCUUCAUGGUGUGGGCACAGGCGGCGCGCAGGAAGCUGGCGGACCAGUACCCGCACCUGCACAACGCCGAGCUCAGCAAGACGCUGGGCAAGCUCUGGAGACUGCUGAACGAGAGCGAGAAGCGGCCCUUCGUGGAGGAGGCGGAGCGGCUGCGCGUGCAGCACAAGAAGGACCACCCGGAUUACAAGUACCAGCCGCGGCGGAGGAAGUCGGUGAAGAACGGGCAGGCGGAGGCCGAGGGGGCCACUGAGCAGACGCACAUCUCCCCCAACGCCAUCUUCAAGGCGCUGCAGGCUGACUCGCCGCACUCCUCUUCUGGCAUGAGCGAGGUGCACUCCCCCGGCGAGCACUCCGGGCAAUCCCAGGGCCCACCGACUCCACCCACCACCCCCAAAACCGAUGUACAGCCCGGCAAGGCUGACCUGAAACGAGAGGGGCGCCCCCUGCCAGAGGGGGGCAGACAGCCCCCCAUCGACUUUCGCGACGUGGACAUCGGAGAGUUGAGCAGCGAUGUCAUCUCCAACAUCGAGACCUUCGACGUCAACGAAUUUGACCAGUACCUGCCGCCCAAUGGCCACCCGGGGGUGCCGGCCACCCACGGCCAGGUCACCUACACUGGCAGCUAUGGCAUCAGCAGCACCGCGGCGACCCAGGCCGGCGCGGGCCACGUCUGGAUGUCCAAACAGCAGGCACCGCCACCUCCUCCGCAGCAGACCGCGCAGGCCCCGCAGGCCCCGCAGGCGCCCCCGCAGCAGCAGGCAGCGCCCCAGCAGGGCCAGGCGGCGCCCCCGCCGCAGCAGCCGGCGCACACGCUGACCACGCUGAGCAGCGAGCCAGGGCAGGCCCAGCGAACGCACAUCAAGACCGAGCAGCUGAGCCCCAGCCACUACAGCGAGCAGCAGCAGCACUCGCCGCAGCAGAUCGCCUACAGUCCCUUCAACCUCCCGCACUACAGCCCUUCCUACCCGCCCAUCACGCGCUCGCAGUACGACUACACAGACCACCAGAACUCCGGCUCCUACUACAGCCACGCGGCCGGCCAGGGCUCCGGCCUCUACUCCACCUUCACCUACAUGAACCCCGCGCAGCGGCCCAUGUACACCCCAAUCGCCGACACCUCGGGGGUGCCUUCCAUCCCGCAGACCCACAGCCCCCAGCACUGGGAACAACCAGUCUACACACAGCUCACCAGACCUUGAGGAGACCUUAACAAAGGGCAGCCAUAGAGAUGGUCAUCAAAACCACCGAAGAAAUCAAUGAACAGCCAGAAUUUCCUUUGGACCUUUGUUUUUCUUCUUCCUUAAAGACAUUGAAGUAGAAGGCGACUCGCAUCCAGAAUCCAAGACAGAAACUCUGUAUCCAAAUGGAUCAUCAACUUGUAGCGAAGCAGUGGCCAGGCCCACCGCUCCGCCAGGUGGACCAGCAGGAUUGGCAGGAGCCUGGACUUGGAAACCUUCAGAGCCAGUGUGAGGUGGAUGGAGACUCGUGUGACCCACUUGCUCAAUCUCUCUGCCUUUUUGGACUUUGUAAUUAUUUUUUAGUAGUAAUUAAAGAAAAAAAGUCCUCUGUGAGGAAUAUUCUCUAUUUUAAAUAUUUUUAGUAUGUACUGUGUAUGAUUCAUUACCAUUUUGAGGGGAUUUAUACAUAUUUUUAGAUUAAAAAAAAUUAAAUGCUCUUAUUUUUCCAACAGCUAAACUACUCUUAGUUGACAGUGUGCCCUAGCUUUCUUGCAACCAGAGUAUUUUUGUACAGAUGUGCUUUCUCUUACAAAAACAAACAAAAAAAAACACAAAAAAAAACACAAAAAUCAAAAAAAAGUGUUGUUUUAACAUAAAGAAAAACAGAGUUGUGUUUCGGGAUGGGUUUGGGGGGUUAGCUUUGCUUAAUUCCUCAGGCUUUCUGAUUCAAGAAGGAGCUGCCUUACAAAAGAAAAGGCCUUACUUUGCAAAUAUGAAAGUAAGCAAUAGUCUAGAGAAGCAUUUGGUACGCUUUAUCAUAUAUAUAUAUAUUUUUAAACAAGAAAAAAACACCUUGAGCCUUAAAACCGUGCUGCUGGGAAUUAUUUGCGCUAACUUUUAGUGCAUGUCUCCAGCCUUUGCUUGACACACUGCAGUCUUCAGAAGCAAAAGGCAAGCAAAGGAGACGAAAUCUGUUUUGGGACUGUUUCAGCAGUCAAUAAGUGCCCCAGCCACUGUCCCCUGGUUGCCUCCUGGCACCAUGUGGUGUGCAGAUGCUGGAGACCCCUAGCUCGGACUGUCACCUGUGCCUCUCUGAACACCAGCAGUUAACCUUCCAGACAUUCCAUGUGCUAAAAUUAUUUAUUUUGUAAGGAGAGGUUUUAAUUAAAAAAGAAAAAAAAAACUUCCUCUUUUUUUUUUUUUUAAUUUACUUUCUUUAAAAUAGGUUGUUGGAGCCUUCCUCAAAGGGUAUGGUCAUCUGUUGUUAAAUUAUGUUCUUAACUAUAACCAGUUUUUUUUUUAUUUAUCUCUUUAAUCUUUUUUGUUUAUUAUUAAAAACAAGUUUCUCUGGA
This is a messenger RNA of Tupaia belangeri chinensis (Chinese tree shrew), 2927 nucleotides long. It is a transcript of the gene SOX9, whose product is annotated as SRY-box transcription factor 9. The transcript has 3 exons. Gene Ontology annotation, molecular function: DNA-binding transcription factor activity, RNA polymerase II-specific; RNA polymerase II cis-regulatory region sequence-specific DNA binding. Gene Ontology annotation, cellular component: nucleus. The coding region runs from base 67 to 1596 and encodes 509 amino acids. Lineage: Eukaryota; Metazoa; Chordata; Mammalia; Scandentia; Tupaiidae. Gene Ontology annotation, biological process: negative regulation of transcription by RNA polymerase II; heart development; chondrocyte differentiation. The record is from RefSeq and is a predicted model, not a curated record.